CACCAACAAACAAACAAAACAAUUAAAAUUUAAAUCCAGUCACCAAAACGCCGUCGUUUCGACGCCGGUGCUCCGUCUUAACUUUUUUUUUCACCGGAAGAGGAAGAGGUGAAAAAAAAAUCAACAAAAAUGAAACGGAAAGGAUUCGGCUUUUCUCUCCCCGUCACGGCGGUGAUUCUGGUGAUCGGCUUCAUCUACUUCUCAACGGUUUUCACCUUCAUCGAUCGCUGGUUCAGCCUCACUUCCUCUCCCGGGAUCGCCAACGCCGCCGUGUUCACGGCCUUGGCUCUGAUGUGUGUCUACAGCUACUCCAUCGCGGUUUUCAGGGAUCCGGGUCGGGUCCCGCCUAAUUACAUGCCGGAUGUUGAGGAUCCGGAGAGUCCUGUUCACGAGAUUAAGCGCAAGGGAGGAGAUUUGAGGUAUUGUCAAAAGUGUUCACAUUUCAAACCUCCACGAGCUCAUCAUUGUAGAGUUUGCAAAAGAUGUGUGCUUAGAAUGGAUCAUCAUUGUAUUUGGAUCAAUAACUGUGUGGGACACACUAACUACAAGGUCUUCUUUGUAUUUGUUGUCUAUGCGAUGUCCGCGUGUGUAUACUCUCUGGUUUUGCUUGUGGGGAGUCUUACUGUUGAACCACAAGAUGAAGACGAAGAGAUGGGAAGCUAUCUAAGAACUAUAUAUGUAGUUUCAGCGUUUGUUCUUGUUCCUUUGAGCAUUGCGUUAGGUGUUCUUCUUGGGUGGCACGUUUACCUUAGUUUACAAAAUAAGACAACCAUCGAGUACCACGAAGGAGUGAGAGCUAUGUGGUUGGCAGAGAAAGGAGGACAAGUCUAUAAGCAUCCAUAUGACAUAGGCGCAUAUGAAAACCUAACCUUGAUUUUGGGACCGAACAUACUUUCUUGGCUCUGCCCUACAUCAAGGCAUAUCGGUUCUGGUCUGCGCUUCCGUACAGCUUUUGAUUCAGCCCCUGUUUCUUCUGAAACUAAACCUUAGCACAUGACCCUAAUCAUCUUUUCUCAACAUUUUGUCGGAAAGGCAGCAGACUUUCAACUUAACAGCACUCUGGCUCAUCCUAUUCAGGAGUUUAGCUGCCUCAGCUCAAAACCAAGACUAACUCUUAAUCAACAGUAGAGACUGUUUGAAACUUUGACAUGGUUCACAAUCUCUCAUUAUUAUUUCCCCUGUUUUUCUUUUGGAUUCCUAAGAAAGGAGAAGGAAGUUAGGGUUGUGGAUACAGAACUCAAACUGUGAUUAUACUUAUUAUACGUACCAAUUAACAGGUGUCAAAGACAUCUUUGUAAGAUAAUUCAAAGCUUUCAUAAUUUCUUAUCAGAAUCAGACCCUUCUCAGUAUAUGUGUUUAUAUGGAGAGUUUUAUAGUAUGUAAGCAAAGCUCUUUGAUUCUCUGAAGAAAAAGAAUAUAGC
Eruca vesicaria subsp. sativa (arugula) is the source of this 1421-nucleotide messenger RNA. The record is from the annotation of a GenBank genome assembly. NCBI's taxonomy places the organism in Eukaryota, Viridiplantae, Streptophyta, Magnoliopsida, Brassicales, Brassicaceae.